CAAACGACGCAGAAGAAGUCGACUGUUCAGUGUAGAACCGUAAAUUAACGUUAUAGCUAAGUAAAGCGCGGUUGAUUAUAACACCGUGUGGAUUAAUCGCGCCAAUUUAUUUCUACAUUAUCAUCAGUUAAAUUAGUGCUUUGUCCUCCGUGAAGCACACGCCGAGAGGACGACUAGAUUAUUCAUCCGAGGAAACUUUAUUCUCAGACAGGAAUAAUGACCGAGCCGGAAGUCAACCCAAAGGCGUAUCCUCUGGCAGACGCCACUUUAACUAAAACCAUCCUGGAUCUGGUGCAACAAGCUUCCAACUAUAAACAACUGAGGAAAGGAGCUAAUGAAGCCACCAAAACUCUCAAUCGUGGGAUCUCGGAGUUCAUAGUGAUGGCUGCUGACGCAGAGCCGUUGGAGAUCAUUCUUCAUUUGCCGCUGCUGUGUGAGGAUAAGAACGUCCCAUAUGUGUUCGUGCGCUCCAAGCAGGCCUUGGGCCGAGCAUGUGGAGUGUCCCGGCCUGUAAUCGCCACCUCAGUCACUAUAAAGGAGGGUUCACAGCUCAAGCCUCAGAUCCAGUCUCUGCAGAUGGCCAUUGAGAGACUGUUGGUCUGAUUGGGCCUUGGGGGAACUAGAAAAAAUGCUAACUGCAGUUUUGAAUGAGCUUGUUUCAUUUUUUUGUUCAUUUUUUUUGAAAACACUGAAGUGUUUGUCAUGUUUUAAUUCAGAUUAUCCUUAAAGUUCCCUUUUCAGGUGUUCCCUUUAAAGUGAUGUAUACAUUGACACGUCAUACAUUUGGUUUCGUUUUCCUUUUUUUUUAAACUUCUAUAAAAUCUACUGAUCCAUGUUUGAUCACUUUCUGCAGAAACUAUUUUCCAUGCUUGUAAUAAAUGAAAUGUUCACCUA
This is a messenger RNA of Ictalurus punctatus (channel catfish), 894 nucleotides long. RefSeq names its product NHP2-like protein 1. Gene Ontology annotation, molecular function: RNA binding. Gene Ontology annotation, cellular component: U4/U6 x U5 tri-snRNP complex; precatalytic spliceosome; box C/D methylation guide snoRNP complex. Bases 217 to 603 code for a protein of 128 amino acids. Gene Ontology annotation, biological process: mRNA splicing, via spliceosome; maturation of SSU-rRNA; ribosome biogenesis. The transcript is spliced from 3 exons. NCBI's taxonomy places the organism in Eukaryota, Metazoa, Chordata, Actinopteri, Siluriformes, Ictaluridae. The record is from RefSeq and is a predicted model, not a curated record.